CAUCCAUAAAUUAUAGUUACGCAAAUGUGAUACGCCACGGAUCAUGGAAGUACGGCUUUCGCCAUGACGAUGAGGAAGCUGUUUUACUGUUUUUCGUAAACUAGCUUGAAAGACGGUCAGGCUGUGGCAUUAGCAGUCUUACUGAGCGACGGGGAACAGACAUUAGAGAAUAUUUCUGGUGACCGCGUCAUCCGCUAUUACGGCCGUACCAUGCAGAACUUUGAUGAUCUCGAUAUAGAGGGACGUAAUCCUUCUCAUGUAUCAGAAGAGGCUAAAGAAAAGGAAGAAUAUGAUCGGAAGCGUAUAAUGCGAUGCAGCGUUACCGCCGAAGACGGCGCACUCAGACCCGUUUACUCCGAGACUGAAGAUGGUGAUAUAUGGUGUCAUAUCUGUAACGUUGCUUUAUUCGGGGCCCAUAAAUUGAUAAGUCAUAAUUUGUGUAAUCGUCACAAAAUGAAACUGGACGAGUGGCCAUAUCCGGUUAUGCUAUGGUCCAAACGACCGGAUGUGGCCAAGACGAUCGCGCCAGUGCAAUCUACCGCUACCGAUACCCUGGCACCUGGUGAGCCAGUACCACCUGGUAUGGAAGAUCAAAUAACGCGGAGCACAUCGAUACAGAUGAGUUUAGAUCGUCAUCAAAGCUCGCCACUCGUCGGUCUCGAGUACCUAUUGGAGUUGGUGGACAACGACUCCUGUGAACCGAGUUACACGUGUGUUUUGUGCGACAAGCGUGGCGAUCCACGUACAGUAAUGGCUCACAUUACCAGUUACAAUCACCGAAUCACGUAUCUGAAUAGACACUUUUCAACUAUAUCGCGAGCAAUUGCGGAGUUACCGCGUACCCCUAACUAUAAGCGCGGGGCCAAUGAAAUUUCGGUGUUAGUGGCGAAAAAAAUCGAAGAAAAGUUUGGAAGAAUGAAGCCGCAAAUGGUAGACAAAUCUCAGUUUGAAAAGAAUAAGAUGCAAUAUAUCAAGAGGGUAUAUCAGGAUGUUCAUUUUAAGGAAACAUCAGAGUGUACAUUUAUGGACGUUUAUGAUGUGCGAUGGGUAACAAAUUUUGAUGAAAAAAUGGCAGAAAUGAAUGGUAAUAAUUUAAAAAAGAAAGAUUCUCCUGACAAAAAGAUUGACGAUAAAAAUAAAAAAGAAGAGAAGAAAAAGGAAAAAGUAGAAGCUAAAAAAUUAGAAUCUAAAGGAGAAGUUUCGAAAUCGGGUUUCAAAAUGCGUAUAGUCAAUAAGGACAAAAUGAAUCUUCGUAAAACCUCACCGAAACCUGAGGAGGAGGAUUCAAAAGAUUCACUAAAACGACCCUCUGAUGACACCAAGUCGCUUUCAUCACUUUCGAGCAUAUCUAGCAGUCCGUCACCAUCCCGUUCAAGAUCGCGCUCACCAAAUCGAAAUAAAAGAAAUUCCAUCGAGAGAAACACAGGAAAGUAUCGUAGUAACUUGCGACAGUCACGCGAACGUAUCCGCGGCCGAUCGCGAUCACGAUCGCGAUCGCGGUCUUUACAGCCUCUUAGGGAACGCGACAAGUGGGACAAAUAUCGCGAACAAAUUAGACGCGCCGAAGAAACACUAGAUCGUGCUUUAAAGUUUCACGAGAAGAAUCCUGAAAAACAUCCGUCUUAUCCAGAUGAAUGGAAAAAAUUCUGGAACAGACGGUACAAGGAGCUCCAAGCUGAAGGUAACGAUCCAAGCAAGCAUGACUUCAAGCCAGAAUGGAUUGAGUUUUGGAACAAGCGGAUGCGCGAGAUCCACAAUGAGCAGCUUCAGCAGCGAAAAGAAGAGAUUAAAAAGAGAUUGGAAUUACCUGAAGACAAACCGCCAGAGAAGUGGAUUCCACCGAGGCGAGAGCGAGAGCGAGAGCGAGAUCGAGAGCGGGAGCGAGAGCGAGAACGAGAGCGAGAACGAGACAGAGACCGAGAACGAGAAAAAGAGCGGGAACGUUCACCUACAAAGCGCGGUAAGCAUACCAUAGAAAGUGACGAUGAAGUAGAGUACGUUGGUACGAAAACGGUGGUCAAGCCUGAUUAUUACGAACGCCAUGAAACCAGGGACCGAGAUUACGCGUAUCCUACGUAUCCACGUGGAAGAGGAUAUAACCAUUAUCCAUCGCGCAGGCAGAUAUAUUACGCAACGCCAUAUCCUAUAAAAGAUGACUCGACCACUCAGUCGUCUAUCCCGGAAGAAGUAUUAACGGAAGAUCUUGAAGUAGUCGGUUUAUUGCGGUUACUCACAGCGCUUGAAGGACAGUUAGGUUCUCUUGGGCCUAAAAUAGUAUCGCUUUUGUCGAAAGCCUUAGCGGCUGAGAAAGCAAAGCCAAAUUCCGCUGAAGAACUGCUGUAUGAUGAAGAAGUGAGCGUCCUAUUCGAAACCGUCAAAGAAAAACUCAAGGGUCAACUGUUCGCGGGCAUGGUAGAGAAAAUGGCGAUUACGGCAACUAAAACGGCUAUACAGAAUAUCGCUAAGUUGCUGCACAAAGCUUCUGAGAGUAAGAAGAAACUAGAAGAGAAGAAAAAGAAAGAACGAGAAAUUUUGGAAGCAUCUAAACCCAUAACAAGUUACAUGAAUCGAACCACAUAUUCAAGAACAGAGAUAGCUGCUCCGGCCAUUAAAUCUGAACCAGUGAGCGUACCAGGUGUCGGCACAGUUGAUAAAGUUGCUAUUGCUCAACAGAUUGCCGCGGCUCUCGUCGCGCAAGGCAGAUCAAAUGUCUCGCAGGAAGAACUAGAAACUCUGAUUAACGCUGUAGUUGGCAUGGCAGAGGCAUCAAAACACUCCGAUAAACCGGUCACCACUGCUGAUUUUGUCAAAGGUCUAACGAAUAGCGGCACUACCACUCCUCAAGUAACAGAGCCUGCCAAAACGGCGACCGUUCCUCCAGUUGAACCUACUCGAUCUCAGGCUUCGAAAACAGAAUCGGAAAAUUUGUCGGAUAUCGAUUUGAAAACGAAGUUGCAAAAAUUUAAGGAUCUGAGCACAGAGGAACAACACAGUCUCAUAAAUUCUCUCAAGAAGCUUGAAGCGAGCGAUCCGACGAGGGUGGAGAAGUUGAGACACUUCGUUAAUCUCGGCAUGACGUCAUCGCCAAAGUCAUUAUUGAUAACAGGAAAUAUAAAAUCACCAAGUUUGGAGAUCGAAGCGUCCAUUGGUAAAGGUAAAAAGAGUACUUCCCCGUUUUCCUCUCGUAAAGGAAAUCAGAAUCCAACAGACGAUGAAGAUAAGUGGAAACCUAAAUUGGACAUGUUUGCGAAUGACGAAGACGAAGAACAACAAACGAAAAAAGAUAGUGAGGAUAAAACUAAGAUCAAGACGAUAGAUUUGUCCGAUGAUGACGACGACUAUACGUACGAAGAUAUCUACAAAGCAGCAAACAAGAAUGUGAGCGAGAACGAAAAAGCGAAGAAGUCGCGUACUUUCUCGCCGAAAUCAUGGUCUCGAUCGCGAUCGCGGUCACGAUCAAGAUCGAAAUUGAGAUCGCGAUCAAACUCGCCAAUAUCAAAAUCAAAGGAAACUACGAAAACGAAUGAUCCCAACGCGAUACUAAAUGAAACUAAACGUUUGAUUGCAAACAUUAUGUGUGACCUGCCGAACAAAUACGUUCCGAAAUCGCUAAGUUUAAGCGAAAAAAAAAUCGAGUCUCUAACAAGUUCCAAUGAGCCAGGACCGCCUGGUGCAAUGCCUUUUUACAAUCAAAAUUUUCUUUCAAAUAACAAUCAGUCGCGGUCGCAAGAACAGCCGAUGACCUAUCCCAACUUGUCGAAUCAACAAUUCUCGAAUUAUCCAACACAGCCACAAAUGUUCUCUAAUAAUCCCGGAUAUAUGGAUAAUAGUUAUAAUUAUCAAGGUUAUGGAAAUCCAAUUAAUUCAGUUAAUCAAGGUCAAUUUGGAGGACCGCCAAAUCAGUACCCUCAGCAAACGUACGGUUCUUACGGUGCACCACAAACUGCGCCUCCGUCGAACUAUGUUCAACAAUCUCCGUCGCAGCAAUACGAUCCUUACAUGCAACAACAGCGGUUUUAUUGAACGAAAUGUGCUAUCGCUUCGUCAAUAACUUCAAUGAACAUUCACGCGGGGCAUCAGGUCUGCAUUAGGUCAGUAUGAACUCGAACGAAGUCCCGAAGCCCCGUCUCUUUCCGUGCAGAGAUGCUAAGAUGUCUAUAUAAGUUCUGCACUCGUUUUUACUCGCGCUUCAUAUAUUUUUUACGAAUGAAAUGAAUCAGAUUCUAUUUCAUAAUUAGUUAAUAAUAGAUGCACAGCACUUUCGUUUCAGUUUGCUCCCAUAACGUUGAUCAGAAAAAGUUGUACUUACAAAAUUGUGAUUAUAGAUGUUCCAUCCUAUCAUCCGUGUAUCUCUACAUUUAAUUUUAUUUAUUUAUAUAAAUCUAACAUCUAUAUAUCCACACAUCAAAAUUCCAGAGUAAAAAAAAUCACAUUGUUAUAUUGCCAUUUUUUAAUGAGAUAGAAUCUCGUUUCGAGAGUAUGACUCGCAAGAAUGUAUCAAUUGUAUGUUAGGUAAUAAUGUUUGAAAAACUUUUUUAUUUGUUGAGCGCAUUUUCAUCCACAACUCGCAUUACGUUUUCGCGUGAGUUUUCAUAUAUCACCGCUGCGCGGGUGCGUGUCAGUGAGUCUUAUUAAACUGUGUAUAUUGACCGAAUGUACGUCGUGUUUGAGUGAGUUGUAUAUGCACGAAGUGAACGUGUCGUUGUUACAUAUAUCGUGCAACUUCGACCAAACGAAAGUAAGUAAAACAAACCGACUAAUCGCCAGAGCGUGUGCAUCAUCACAACAUAGUUUUACUAUAUUUGUAAUAUAUCUAAUAAAAAUCGUGCUUUUGUUGCAUAGAAAUUGCGACAAUAUUUAACAAUAAAAUUGUGUAAAAGGCGCUUUAGGUAGAAAUAUUUUGCACGAUAUUUAGGAUUCAACAUUUACUAUAAUCAAAGUGUAAUUCUUCAAUAAAUAUAUCACAAGAG
Messenger RNA from Trachymyrmex cornetzi, 4970 nucleotides. RefSeq lists its product as uncharacterized. The record is from RefSeq and is a predicted model, not a curated record. The coding region runs from base 211 to 4023 and encodes 1270 amino acids. Lineage: Eukaryota; Metazoa; Arthropoda; Insecta; Hymenoptera; Formicidae. The transcript is spliced from 6 exons.